Molecule: messenger RNA, 861 nt
Organism: Macrosiphum euphorbiae (potato aphid)
Lineage: Eukaryota; Metazoa; Arthropoda; Insecta; Hemiptera; Aphididae
Source: the annotation of a GenBank genome assembly
AUGAUGGACAAUGUGACUGCUGAUGACUUAAAUAACUCUGGUUCUUCUUCUUCUUCGUCUUCUUCUUCUUCUCCGUCAUCCGAUUCUGAUUGCGAAUCAAGUUGUUCUUGUACCAGUUCUUCUUCUUCUUCUUCAUGCUCUGAAACACCUAACAACCAGUGCAAAGACUCUAGUUUUCCUAAUUGUGAUGAAGUUACCCCAGAAGAUACAGAUACUCGACAGUCAAAUGGUCAAUCCAAAUGGAUGGUUUGUCAGCUUUGCCUGUAUAAAGUUAAAACACCUUUACAAUUAAAACAACACAUGCGAAUGCAUACUGAACAUAAAGUACAUCAUUGUGUCAUAUGUAAUAAAACAUUUGAACAAGCCACUCAACUAGAAAAACAUAUAUCCAUACACUGUGGAGCAGAUAAUCAUUUUAUUUGUUCACUUUGUCACAAAGUGUUUAAACUUCGAACUCAAAUUGUCAGACACAUAGCAGAUCACAAAAAACCAAAUUUCAGGCCUCGAAAAUUAUACACAUGUCACAUUUGCUCAAAAAAAUUACAAAAUAAGUUACUAAUGAAGGAACAUAUAUCAGGACAUGAAAAGGGGACACUGCAUUCAUGUGAUGUUUGUGGACGAACUUUUAAAUUAAAUUCAUAUCUUGUUGUCCACAAAAAAACACAUGAGAUGAAUGUGCCUUAUACCGGGGAUAAGCCAUUCACCUGUUCACUGUGUAAGAAGUCGUUUAUGAGCAAAAGUAAUCUUGAUCUACACAUGUUGUUGCACAGUUACAGUAAAAAAUCAUAUAGCUGUGACAAGUGUGGAAAACUAUUUAUGCGAAAAUACAGCUAUGAUGUUCAUGUAAAAAUACAUGAAUAG